Molecule: messenger RNA, 3279 nt
Organism: Ictalurus punctatus (channel catfish)
Lineage: Eukaryota; Metazoa; Chordata; Actinopteri; Siluriformes; Ictaluridae
Product: transmembrane and coiled-coil domain protein 3
Exons: 5
Coding region: 487-1818 (443 amino acids)
Cellular component (GO): endomembrane system
Source: RefSeq, a predicted model, not a curated record
AGUAGUGUGCAGAGAGUGAACUUCUGAUCGGGUGCAGAUAUGUGUGUGUGUGUGUGUGAGAGAGAGAGAGAGAGAGAGAGAGAAAGGAAGGUGUGUAAUGGAUCAGUGUUCGCUAUAGGAGUGUGAUUUUGGGCUGUUUAUUGCGGAAAAGUUCUAAAAACUGAAGAGAAAUCCAGAUCACCAAAAUCCCGACACACGUCUCGUUAUUUGUUUAAAAUCUGUUUAUUUACAGUUUGUUCUUUAUGUUCUUAUAACAAGUUUGAAUGGUUCUUUUGGUUCUUCUCUGAACCUCCUAGUGUUGGGUUCUGUAUAAAACUGUUAAUGGACAAGCUGAAGAACUGAAGUCUUCCAUUUAAAAGUGUUGUAAGCGUAUAUGAAUAUGCAAAGUGUAGUUCUGGUUUAAAUGAAAAUAUUUCCAGUAAAUUCGGAGGUAAAGUAAAGAGAACUGUGAGAUUGGUCUGUUUUUGUUCUGCAGAUGAAGUUUAGAUGGAUAACGAGGAUUAUGUCCUCAGUAUCCCCGUCCCGAUCAUGCCACGUAGAGCCUCCGACUCGAACCUUUACUCCUCGAGCAACCUGCAGCAGAAGAUCCUGAAGGCGAAGGAGCAGCUGAGGGUGGAGCGCAUGGAGCAGGACGAUAACGUGGCCGAGUUCCUCAAGCUGGUCAACAUGGCCGAUAAGCAGCAGGUGGCGAGAAUCCGGCAGGUGUUUGAGAAGAAGAACCAGAAAACGGUGCAGAACAUUAACCAGUUACAGAAGAAGCUGGAGCAGUACUACAGACGCAUGAAGGAGAGCGAGAACAACAACAACAACAACGGCUCCUCCAAGAACAGCAGCCCUAAAGACCCGGCUAAAGAUCAGACCAAGGACGUUUCCAAGGACAGUCCGAAGGAAGUGAGCGGAAGCGGGCGCCUUAACUGCCGGGACAAAUUCAAACCCAUCGCUCCUGCAGUGUUUCUCACACCGCCGUCCUUCUUCAACAAGCCCAGAGAAUUCGCUAAUCUCAUCCGCAACAAAUUCGGCAGCGCAGACAACAUCGCACAGCUCAAGACCUCGCUAGACGAAGGCGGAGGCCGGGCGCUGGGCGGGAGCGCCACCAUAGUCGGCCGGUCGAAGUUCCACAGCGACGACGACGAGUGCUCCACGGGAACCUCGGCUUCGACGGACAGUAAUGGAAAUUCUGACAUCCACAAACAUGACCAAAACACCGUCGACAUGGUGCUCGAGCAACUUCAGGAGAUCCGUCAGUCCCAAAUCCGACUCACUGAAGCCAUGGAUGUUCUGAAACUGAACAUGAGUGAAGACAGUUUCCUCAUGCAGAGGCUCGAGGACGAGAGAGAGAGGGUGGAACGUCUGGAGGAGCAGCUCAACGACCUGGUUGAACUUCAUCUGCAUGAGAUGGCGAAUCUGAAGCAGGAGUUAGCCAGCAUCGAGGAGAAAGUGGCUUAUCAGGCUAACGAGAGAGCCAGAGACCUGCAGGAGGUGCUGGAGGCGUGUAACUCUCGGCUGUGUAAGUUGGAGCACCAGGUGCAGGUGGUGCAGGUGGAGACUGAAGGGGUGUUUGGCCGUGAGCUCCUCGUUAAAAUCAUUAGUGUGCUCUUGGCCUUCGUCACACUGCUGCUGGUGUGUGUUUCCACGGUAACACGCUGCAUCAUGACCAGCAUGCGGAGCCGUACGCACCUACUGGUGACGGUGUGCAGUGCAGUGCUGAUCGCUCUGGUCUGGAAGAGCAGCGAGAGACUGAACACGAACACAGAACUACAAGUUCUCACCCAAACACCGAACUCUGAACCAAACACCUGGAUGGAGAACCGAACCUGAACCUGAACUCCACCCAGAAACUCGUCCCUUAAUCCUGAACCCGGACCCUGAACCGUCACACUGGACUUUAAGAGUGCUAUCACUCCGAAUAACUCUGAAUCAGAGUGAAUCAGUUUGAUUCAUUUGCUAUUUGAUUCAGUUUGGUUUCACCAUCCAUCCAUCCAUCUUCUACCGCCUACUCCUCUUCAGGGUCGCGGGGGACCUGGAGUCUAUCCCAGGGAGCAUGGGGCACAAGGCGGGGUACACCCUGGACAGGGUGCCAGUCCAUCGCAGGGCACAAUCACAUACACACUCACACACACACAUUCAAACACUACUGUGUGUAAUUAAAUAAAAUAAAGAGCAAAAAAUAAAAAGUUGGCAGAGGGGGUGGGGCUUAAAACAGAAAAAAAAAAAAACAGAAAAAAAUGGUCCUUUUUUUUGGUCAGAAAAAUCUAAACAGCCUUUACCCAAAAGUGAGGACACGUUUUACACAAAUCAGUCCUAUCUCUCUUUCUUUCUUUCUUUCUUUCUUUCUUUCUUUCUUUUCUUCUAAUCACACACAGCACUUCUGCAGUGUUUUGGCUCAGUUUAAUCAGACCGGCAGCCCAACCCGAAACACACGACAUGUUUCACUCACUUCUGUGAGUCGACUCCGAGUCGGAUCACUUUCUCGUUAGACCGCCUCCCUCGGACCCGAGUGUGAUCGCUGCAGUGUGUUUUCACCCGCAUGAAGAACUGCGCUGAAGGAAAGUGCACACCGGGGUUCGGUUCAAACACUCUAAACACUGUGUACGUGAAAGUACACCAACUCUCCUCACUAAUCCUGAACCGGAACACUGGGGAUGGAGGAAUAUAUUUGCUCAGUGUUGAAAACACAAUGUUUCUAAUAUUUUUUUAGUCCCUGCGCAAACAGAACUGUUUUUUGUUUGUUUGUUUUGUUUACUUCAUUUUGAAUUUCAAAUAGACAGCAGGAUUUUUGUUCUCACUAUGCUGUAAAUAUAAAUCUGUGAAUCAGGGUGUCAAUAUUUAUGAUUAAGAUGUAGCUUUGAUGAUUUUUGACUGUUUGAAAGACACACUUUUCUGCUAUUUCGGCUGAAACAGCGGUCAGAACAAACGUGAAUGGAAUGAGAUUACCUGAAGGGGAACGUGGACGUCACACGUUCGUAGUUACUUUCACUUUUCACUUUAUCUAUGUGACCUUUGACCCGUGAACUCGAGAACCUCAGGCGUGAGCCGAUAGAAAACAGAAGGACGAGGAUUUUGCGUUUCUUUGUUGGUAAACCGGUUGUUCAGUAAUGAAAGUGCAGGUUUCACGUUUGCUUUGUCGUGUACUGUAUACGUCAUCAUCAGGUUUUUUAUAUAUGCCUUAAGUAUUUUGUGUAUUAGUAUUUUUAGGCAGACGUUCCAUUUAUUAAUAUUAUAUGUAAUAUUACAUUAUGUACUUGGAUACAUCUAUAAUAAACCAUUUCUGCAGAUACA